AUGCUGUACUCCGAAAGGCCCACGGCUGCGAACAAGUCCGACGCAUGUAGCGAGAUACCGCCGGCACGAUGGGAAGCGUACCCGCGUCGGGAUGCUGCCAGUGCACGAAUACUGGCCAACGUCACCAAGCGGGGAUAUUUCGUUGACGGAAUAGCAAACUUCGACGCUGCGUUCUUUGGGAUCUCUGCGAGAGAAGCCGAGCAACUGGAUCCACAGCAACGGAUGUCCCUGGAAGUGGCGUGGGAGGCGCUGGAGCAUGCGGGGAUCCCCCCGUACAGCCUGGUGGGAUCCGACACGGCCGUAUUCAUGGGUGUCAAUACCGAUCAACUCAUCUUGUCCGCCACCUCGGACUCGUUUGAGCGAGUGCUAGCACCAAAGGUGGGCGGCUCUCUCGUACUGCAUCGGCUGUUUCCUCCGGGAACGUUGGAUUUGCUCAUUCUUUUCUCCUCCUGUGGACAUCAGUUCGGCUUCCCGGGACAAGGCUCGUACGCGUCCGAGAAUAGCUUCCUGAACAGCCUUGCCACGCACCGUCAAUCCCUCGGUGACAACGCCAUUGCUAUACACUGGAUCUGUUGGCGUGGGAUGGGAAUGGCAGCAAGCCCCGCCGCCUUCCUGUAUGCCGAGCUUGCCGCCAAGGGCAUCACCGAUAUAUCCCGCGACGAAGCGUAUCAAGCCAACGAGCCCCUGGCUAGCCCUAUUCUGGGUGAGAUCGCCGUCCGAAAGCGCGCCACGACAACACUCGAUAAGCCACCGUUAACGCCGGCUAGAUCGUCCUCCUCCAGUAGCCAGAGCCUCAAAGCUGUGGCCACGGCUAUUGCCGACAAUGUAGUGACUGUGCUGCAGCUGGAUCCGGAUGAUGUAGACUACAAAGUGCCACUCAGCAGUAUGGGGCUGGACAGCGUCAUGAUGGCCCAUCUGAGGACCCAGCUGCGCAAAACCCUCGGGCUGCAAGUCCCUACGACUCUGACUUGGAACUACCCGACUAUCGAACAUAUGGCUUCGUGGUGCUGGGAAAGGUUGCAGGUGGAAUGA
Aspergillus japonicus CBS 114.51 is the source of this 1032-nucleotide messenger RNA. Its product is annotated as ketoacyl-synt-domain-containing protein. Bases 1 to 1032 code for a protein of 343 amino acids. Gene Ontology annotation, biological process: fatty acid biosynthetic process; secondary metabolite biosynthetic process. Gene Ontology annotation, molecular function: phosphopantetheine binding; fatty acid synthase activity. Lineage: Eukaryota; Fungi; Ascomycota; Eurotiomycetes; Eurotiales; Aspergillaceae. The transcript has 4 exons. The record is from RefSeq and is a predicted model, not a curated record.